AUUCCUGUUUAUCUCUGUGAUCUGAACAGUUCGUAUUAAAGAUCUUGUAAAGAAAAAAUAACAGGUGUACGAUUAUGUGAAUCAAAUACUUAUUGAUAUAUGAUCGCAGACAAUUUGAGUGAAUUUGUUUUUGCGAAAAUGGGCUUGGCCGCACUGAAUUUUUUAGAACCUCGCGUAUGAAGGUGCGAGUUCCUUUGAAACGACGUCGCAGGGAAACUCCAAUGCGAAUCCGUCAAAUUGUGAUCUCAUCCCGAUUUAUCUCUCCGAUCUAAAGCGUUCAUGUUCUAGAGCUCGUUGAGAAGAUAUAUAGAGUUGAAGAUCAUAUUGAUCGAGCACCAAUCGAUGCAUAAUCGGAGAUGAUUUGUGUGAAAUUGUUUAUGCGAAAAUAGAUUUGGCCACGCUGUAUCGAACCCGUUUUAUCGAAGAGAAUAUAAAUUCAUUACGAGGGAGCAUCGGACACAAGCCAUUGAAUUCUGUAAAAACAGUCUGAAAAUCCAGCACGCGAGAAGCCAAUGGUUGUCGUCAAUCCCUUCUCCAAGGAGAUGGCCAUUCGCAAAAGAAUCGCCAGCAUAUUUAAUAAAAGAGAGGAGGAUUUCCCAUCAUUGAGAGAGUACAAUGAUUACUUAGAGGAAGUGGAAGAUAUGACGUUCAAUUUGAUUGAAGGAAUAGAUGUUCCUGCUAUUGAGGCAAAAAUUGCACAAUACCAGAAAGAAAAUGCUGAACAAAUAAUUAAUGCUCAAGCCCGCAAGGCUGAAGAAUAUGCUGCAGCUUUAGCCGCAAGCAAGGGACACCAUGAUAGUGAUCCAGUGAGAAAAUUACGUACCACGAGCCAGAGCUUUCAAGGAGGUGUCGGUGCAGGUGCGCAAGGUUAUUAUGCCCCCGCGGUUGCAGGGGGGGCAAUUGGGCAGCCACGGCCAACAGGCAUGGCUCCACAGCCCAUUCCUAUUGGAUUGAACCCGGACAUGGAUGCCUACAAUUACGACAAUGAAGAAAUGACGAGACUCAGAGCAGAGAGAGGUGGAAGGGCGGGAGGGUGGAGCUUGGAAUUGAGCAGGAAACGGGCACUCGAAGAAGCCUUCUGUAGCAUUUGGAUUUGAGUGGAUUCUAUACUCUAGUUCAUAUGCUGCUUGGCUUUCUCCUUCAGAUGAGAAGGUGACAUUUUGGUCAGAUUUCGAUAAGUAUAGCAGUGGAAAUUCGUUUAUGUUUUGGAUGGUUAUCAAUUAUUGUCAUGACCAUAGCCACAGAAAUAAAAAGGCGACAGUCUGUGUAAUGCUACAUAACCAUGUGUCAGUUGCAUUUGGAUUUUUUUUCUGGGCAAACAAAAUGGAUAUGCAAUUAGGCCUCUCAUUGUACCCAUCUGGAAGUAUUAUCCUCAGCAUCACACAAUCAUCAACAGAAGACCCCACUACACCUACAAGGGGACCGAAGUUUAGGUUCCACUAGGUGCUGUGAGCCAAAAGACUAGAUUUUAACCCUACCAAGCUGCUACGAAGACUUGAAUCCAAGCAUUGAUCGAAGAAAUCCAAGUAUUGAUGUACGGAAUGGGGUUGUAGCACUUGAAUUUGACUGGUUAUCUAGUUCACAUGCUGCAUGGUGGCUUGCUCCUUGAGAUGAGAAGGUGGAUUUUUUUUUUGUUACGUUCUUAAAUGACGUUAGAUAUAACUAGGUAAAUGAAUUUACACUUUGUAUGAUUACUACUUAUUUCUUAUGGGCUGUUAUGUAAACACAAAUAAAUGAAAGAAAAGCCUUCACAA
Molecule: messenger RNA, 1754 nt
Organism: Rhododendron vialii
Lineage: Eukaryota; Viridiplantae; Streptophyta; Magnoliopsida; Ericales; Ericaceae
Exons: 5
Coding region: 513-1097 (194 amino acids)
Biological process (GO): regulation of transcription by RNA polymerase II; regulation of cyclin-dependent protein serine/threonine kinase activity; DNA repair
Cellular component (GO): transcription factor TFIIH holo complex
Source: RefSeq, a predicted model, not a curated record